Helianthus annuus (common sunflower) is the source of this 2222-nucleotide messenger RNA. Its product is annotated as LEAF RUST 10 DISEASE-RESISTANCE LOCUS RECEPTOR-LIKE PROTEIN KINASE-like 1.3. The transcript is spliced from 2 exons. Gene Ontology annotation, biological process: protein phosphorylation. The record is from RefSeq and is a predicted model, not a curated record. The coding region runs from base 55 to 2052 and encodes 665 amino acids. NCBI's taxonomy places the organism in Eukaryota, Viridiplantae, Streptophyta, Magnoliopsida, Asterales, Asteraceae. Gene Ontology annotation, molecular function: ATP binding; protein kinase activity; polysaccharide binding.
UUCAUUAAUGUAAGAAUCAACGCUAAAAAACGACGAUCCAAUACAUUCCUGAUCAUGAAGUUUCACAAACUUUCUCGGUUCUCAUCAGUUCUACUCAUCAUAACCUUGCUAGUUGUGAUUGUAGUUCCACAAGCUUCAAGCAGCCCAUAUGAAUCCUAUAAGAACUGCGCCCCGUCCUUCACAUGUGGGACCAUGUUGGGGAUCCGAUACCCUUUCUCCAGACGUGAAGAUCCCGCUUACUGUGGGUAUCCCGGGUUUGAGCUCAACUGUAAAGACAAGAAGUCACCUACUAUCGACAUGAACAAUAUGACGUACCAAGUUUUGAGCGUUGACCACUCGUCGCAGAUAUUAAAGAUCAUUAGAGAAGACGUAAUGGAGUCGAUAUGUCCACAUGAUUUCAUCAACACCACCAUUGAUCAUAACCUUUUCGAUUACUUUAUAAAUUACAUGAAUAUUACUUUCCUAUAUGGGUGCCCGGAUUCUUUGAAUCUUCACGGGGACACGUUUUCGUGUGAUGAUAAUGGGAUUGAUAAAGUUUGGGUGUUGCCUGGAGACCAAGGCCCGGGAAUAUGUAACAAGAGUGUGAUCGUUCCGGUUCCUGUUAUGGCACUCGGGUCAACGGGCUUGGUGAAUUCGAGUGGUUUGGAUCAUGUUCUUAGGGAAGGAUUUGAGGUCAGGUGGAAGCUGGAUACAAUGGGUUGCAGCCAAUGUAGCGAGUCUAAUGGCCGUUGUUUUUACGAUUAUGAUACUAAUCGAACCUCGUGUGCCUGCCCUGGUUCACCUUUGAUUGCAGACAGUUGUAACAUGGCUAACACAAGCCAAGCCGGUUCCUCACAGAAAAGCAGGUCCCUGACUAUAGCACUUCCUCUUACCGGUGGACUUCUUGCCACCAUCGGGCUAGGCUCAGCACUCCUCUUCUACAAACAACGUAAAAAAAGACACACCACCGGACCAAACAAAACACCAACCAAACACACCAUAACCACCAUUUCAACCAACUCUCCAACCACCACCACCACUUCCACAACAACAACAGAAAUCGGCAACAAAAGCACCUAUUUCGGCACACACGUCUUCACCAACGAAGAGCUCGAAGCCGCCACCGACAGUUUCAACGACUCAAGAGAACUCGGCGAAGGCGGUUUUGGAACCGUCUACUACGGAAAACUAAAAGACGGCCGUGAAGUGGCCGUUAAACGGUUGUACCACAACAGUUGCAAGCUGGUUGAACAGUACAUGAACGAAGUAGAAAUCUUAACAAUGUUAGAUCACAAAAACCUCGUUAAGUUUUACGGGUGCACGUCAAGAAGAAGCAGAGAGCUUCUGUUAGUUUACGAGUAUAUUGCUAACGGCACAGUAGCUGAUCAUCUUUACGGAAAGUUAGCCGGCUCAAGCCGGCUAACCUGGCCGUUACGGCUGAAUAUAGCCGUACAAACAGCCGAAGCAUUGGCUUAUCUUCAUGAUUCUGAUGUUAUACACCGUGAUGUGAAAAGUUGUAAUAUUUUGUUGGACAAUAGUUUUAGUGUCAAGGUGGCGGAUUUUGGGUUGUCGCGGUUGUUUCCAAUCAACGCGACCCAUGUGUCCACUGCGCCGCAGGGGACACCUGGGUACGUUGAUCCGGAGUACUAUCAGUGUUACCGGUUGACAGAUAAAAGUGAUGUGUAUAGUUUUGGGGUGGUAUUAUUGGAACUGGUAUCGGGUUUGCAAGCGGUUGACACUAGCCGACAUAGGCAUGAUGUUAACUUGGCUAGCAUGGCUAUUGAUAGGAUUCAAAAUGGGAGGUUGGGUGAGUUGGUUGAUGGGAGAAUAGGGUUUGAGAAUGAUGGUUUGGUGCGGCGGGUGGUGACGCUGGUGGCGGAAUUGGGGUUCCGGUGUUUGCAACGUGAGAAGGAUAUGCGGCCGACGAUGAGGGAAGUGGUGGAGAGUUUGAGAGGGAUACAAAAUGAGGAGUUGAGUGUUCAGAAACCGGAGGUGGUUGAUAUUGUGGUGGAGGAUUGUGGUAAUCCGCCUUCUUCGGAUUCUGCGUCGACCGGAAAAGUAGAUGAGGGCUAGGCCAUGGCCUUCGAUUGAAAAUGACAUGGAAUGUUUCAAUGUAUCAUGUGAUUUGUGUGUUAGUAAGUGGAUAUUGUAUCCAAAAGGUGAAGUAUGUGAUUAGUGUUAUAGUUGUGUUUUAGUGUGUUACAAAAAUAUUCCUUGAUUUAAUUGUGAGUUGUGAAUGUAAA